This is a messenger RNA of Peromyscus maniculatus bairdii (prairie deer mouse), 15788 nucleotides long. It is a transcript of the gene Hydin, whose product is annotated as HYDIN axonemal central pair apparatus protein. Gene Ontology annotation, cellular component: axoneme. NCBI's taxonomy places the organism in Eukaryota, Metazoa, Chordata, Mammalia, Rodentia, Cricetidae. Gene Ontology annotation, biological process: cilium movement; axonemal central apparatus assembly. The record is from RefSeq and is a predicted model, not a curated record.
GAGCCGCUCUGCGGUUGCUGUGGCAACAGACGGCAACAAGAUGGACCCCGCGGCGGCGGAGCCAGAAAAAGAGGGGUAUAGGAGGUGCAUCGACUGCGAGGCUAAGCCCACUCUCCGAGGGAAGCGGGGUGAACAACGGAGAUACCUGAAAAUGACAAGUAAAAGACUUGAGGAAUCUAUGGGGGCUGUGCAGAGGGGGCUGGCCAAAGUGAUCACAGGACUGCAGAGCAAAGUCUUGCCUCCCAUGAGCCCAAAGGUGGUCACAGAGGAAGAAGUGAACCGGAUGCUGACACCCUCAGAGUUCCUGAAGGAGAUGUCCCUCACCACAGAGCAGAAACUGGCAAGUACUCGAAUUAUAUGCCGGCCACAGAUCAUCGAACUCUUAGAUAUGGGAGAAACAACACAUCAAAAGUAUUCUGGAGUUGACUUGGAUCAGGCCUUAUUCCAGCCGUUUCCAUCAGAAAUCAUAUUCCAGAACUAUUCUCCCUGUGAAGUCUAUGAAGUCCCGUUGGUGUUGAGAAACAAUGACAAAAUCCCAAGGAUGGUAAAAGUUGUUGAAGAAAGUUCACCUUACUUUAAAAUCAUCAGCCCCAAAGACAUCGGCCACAAGGUCGCCCCGGGAGUGCCGUCUAUAUUCCGAAUCCUCUUCACUCCAGAGGAGAACAAGGAUUACGCCCACAUGUUGACCUGUAUUACUGAAAGAGAGAAGUUUAUCGUGCCCGUCAAGGCUAGAGGUGCUCGAGCUAUUCUGGACUUUCCUGACGAGCUGAAUUUUUCCACUUCUCCUGUGAAAUACAGCACCCAGAAGGUUCUGCUGGUCCGAAACAUUGGCAACAAAGACUCCGUGUUCCACCUCAAAACUCGCAGGCCUUUCUCCAUAGAGCCAACGGACGGGAUUCUUAACGUGGGGGAGUCCAUGCAGCUGGAAGUGAACUUUGAGCCGCGGAGCGUAGGCAAUCACAAAGGAAAACUGAUCGUGACUUAUGACACCGGUGAAAUGGUAUUUGUAGGUCUCUAUGGAGCUGCCAUAGAUGUGAAUAUAAGACUGGACAAGAAUUCCGUGAUCAUGGAGAAGACCUACAUAUCUCUGGCCAACCAACGGACGAUAACCAUUCAUAAUCGCUCUAAUAUCAUUGCCCAUUUCCAGUGGAAGAUAUUUGCUACCCAAGAAGAGGAGGACAGAGAAAAAUACAGGGUCUGUGAUGAUCUGAGCAAGGAGGAAAAGCUUGAAACCGACAUGUUUCUUGAAGAGUGCAUCUUGGAUCCUUCUCUCCGAGAACGCCUUUCAAUUCUCUCUCGCACCUUCGAGAACCAGAGGAAGCUGGUUCUAGGAGACAGCAUGCUCUUUCUGAAUCACAUUUUCACCAUCGAGCCCCUGGAAGGCGAUGUCUGGCCUAACUCAUCAGCUGAAAUCACCGUGUACUUUAACCCCCUAGAGGCAAGGCUCUACCAGCAGACGGUUUACUGUGACAUUUCAGGCCGGGAGAUCCGCUUGCCCCUCCGGAUCAGAGGAGAAGGGAUGGGACCCAAGAUUCACUUCAACUUCGAAUCGCUGGACAUUGGCAAAGUUUUCGUCGGAUCUGCUCACUGUUAUGAGGCAAUCCUCUCCAACAAAGGCAGCAUCGACGCCCUCUUCAAUGUGAUCCCUCCCACUUCAGCCUUGGGGGCCUGCUUUGUUUUCAAUCCCAAAGAAGGCAUCAUUGAACCGAGUGGGGUCCAAGCUGUCCAGAUCUCCUUCAGUUCUGCCAUCCUGGGGCACUUCGAAGAGGAGUUCCUGAUCGAUGUUAACGGGUCUCCUGAGCCCGUGAAACUGACCAUUAGAGGCUGUGUCAUUGGACCUACAUUCCAUUUUAAUAUCCCUGCUCUACACUUUGGUGAUGUUUCUUAUGGAUUUCCCCAUACUUUGAUGUGUUCCCUCAAUAAUACAUCUUUGGUCCCCAUGACCUUCAAAUUGCGUGUCCGUGGAGAUGGCGAAGGCCAGCAAAGCAUCCCAAGUUACUCUCAGGAGUCAGACAUUAAAAGACGGUCGUGGAUCAAUACAGAAAUAUCCGCAACGAAACCAAAAGAAUUCACCAUCACUCCCAGCAGUGGCACCAUACGUGCCCAGGGCUUCGCUGCCAUCAAGGUGACCUUGUGCUCCAACACCGUGCAGAAAUACGAGCUGGCGCUGGUGGUAGAUGUGGAGGGUAUUGGAGAAGAAGUGCUGGCACUCUUGAUUACAGCCAGGUGUGUUGUGCCUACCCUCCAACUGGUUACCACAGAGGUGAACUUCGGGCGCUGCUUCCUGAAGUACCCGUAUGAGAAGACCAUCCAGCUUGUCAAUCGUGAUGACCUUCCCGGGUGCUAUAAGGUCCUGCCCCAGCUGUAUGAGAAUACACCAGCUGUACUGCUUUCCAGCCCCGCCCCCUGUGGGGUCAUCUCCCCCCACAGCACUGUGAACAUACCACUAUCCUUGGAGACCCAGGUCACCGGUGAACACAGAUCCACAGUUUACAUCUCGGUCUUCGGGAGCCAAGACACCCCUCUGGCAUGUCAUAUACAGAGUAUUGGAGAAGGCCCGGUUAUCUUCAUUCAUCCCACGCAAGUUGAUUUUGGCAAUAUCUACGUCCUGAAGGAUACUUCAAGAAUUCUCCAGCUAUCUAACCAGUCCUUUAUCCCCGCAUUAUUUCGUGCGCGCAUGGCAAAGAAAAAAUCCCUUUGGACGGUCAAACCCAGCAAGGGCAUGGUUCCUGCAGAAGAUGACUUCCCACUGACCCUGACUGCCAACCUGGACGACAUAGUGACAUUCAAAGACACCGUCAUUCUGGAGGUGGAGCACAGCAACACCUAUCGGAUCCCUAUCCAGGCCACAGGGAUUGGUUCCACCAUCGUGUCCGACAAGCCCUUUGCUCCAGAACUCAACCUGGGAGCACAUUUUAGCCUGGAUACCCACUACUACCGCUUCAAGCUGACUAACAAAGGACGACGGGUCCAGCAACUGUUCUGGAUGAAUGAUGACUUCCACCCCGAGGGAAAGCAAAGUAAGAAGGAACUGGUGAAGAAGGGACCUACUGGUAGCCGUCGCCAGUCCCAGGUCUCCCAGGAAACCAUGGAUACAGGGAGCCCUGUGUUUCAACUUCAUCCCGUCAGGAUGGAGUUGUACCCAGGCCAGACAAUUGAUGUGAUCCUUGAAGGCUAUUCUGCCAUUCCCAGGAGAGUCAAAGAAAAGCUGGUGUGCCAUGCCAUCGUCGGAGCCCAGAAGGGAAAAAGCUUGCUGAUGUCCGUGAACAUCAUCUGUGAAUUCAUAGCACCUCUCAUCCAGCUCUCCACCAGGCAGCUCAUCUAUCGACUGGAAAAGAAGCCCAAUACCAUCCUGGAACCUGAUUACCAGUCCUUGACUAUAAAGAACAUCACCACCCUGCCUGUGAACAUGCUGCUUACAACAACUGGACCCUUCUUCAUGUGUGAGAAUGAUAAAUCCCUGCUGCCUGCAACUCCUAAGCCUAUAAAACUGGAAGUCAAUGAGGAGAAAAGCCUGCUGGUCAAGUUUGACCCCUCCUACAGAAAUGACCUGAACAACUGGGUGGCAGAGGAGAUGCUGUCCAUUAAGUAUAUAGAGCACCCUCAGGUGGACAACCUGAGCUUGCGUGGAGAAGUGCAUUACCCCAACCUCAGCUUCGAGAUGAUGGAGGUGGAUUUCGGCUGCAUCCUGAAUGAUACCGAGGUCAUUCGCUACAUCAACAUCACCAACUGCAGCCCCUUGGUUGUCAAAUUCCAUUGGUUCUUCCUGGUGGACGAAGAUGAAAAUCAGAUAAGGUUUGCACCCUGUAUCAAGCCCUACAGUGCUAUGAUGUCCCAGAUGGAGUCCAUCCCAGCAACCUCAAUUAGCGCCAGCUCGCCAGCAGCCCCGGUGAUGGUAGAGUCCACUGAGGUGGACUUCAGUGAUUCUAUUAAGACUAUCCUUAUGGAUGAUGAAGCUGGACCUGAAGAAAGAGAAAUCAAAAAGCCCACAGCAUCCACCAUGAUCUCAGAAGCAAUAAAAUACAGCUCAGCAGGAACAGAAAGAAGCCAGAGCCAGGUGGACUACCCAGAAUCCCUGUGGAUCUUUGAACAGGAGGAAAUGCUUUCCAUCGGAAUAGAAGAAGUGUUUGACAUUCUGCCCCUCUACGGAGUUCUGCGGCCAUAUAGCAGCCAUCAGAUAUCAUUUACCUUCUAUGGACACUGUGACAUCAUUGCGCGGGCCAAAGCUCUUUGUGAAGUGGAAGGAGGGCCCACCUAUGAAAUAAUACUGAAGGGAGAGGCUUCCCUGGUCAGCUACUCCUUUGACACUAAGGACAUUAACUAUGGAUUACAGCUGUUCGACCAUGUCACGGAACGAGAAAUCACACUGAAAAACAUUGGGAAAGUUGGCUUUGAGUUCAAGGUUCUGAACAGCAACCGGUCUUCACCAAAGAACCUGCUCCCUGGAGUACCACUAAUCCUGCCUCUGUCGGUGAGUCACACUGAGGGCUCACACCGAGCAGACGAGCCACACCCAGGCCGGGGAGCACUGCUGUCAGUACUACAGGGUUUUAUCCGCUCAAACAAGGAGCAAGUGUUGAAAGUUUACUACUUGCCUGGAAUACCUGAAGUCUUUCAGAGAAGCUUCCAGAUACAGAUUGCCCACCUGGACCCAGAAAAUAUCACUCUGUACGGAGAGGGCAUCUUUCCCCGGAUCAGCCUUGAUCUGCACAGGAACCUCCGAGGCAAUGAAAAGUAUGAAUGCUUCUUGGAGCAAGCAAAGAAAAACAUGGAGAAAGAGUACAAUAAAUAUGAUUCUCUAAAUCACUAUGAGAUGAUAACUGACGAAAUCCCUGAGGAGGAGACCUCAGAGAUAAGUGCUCAUCUCCAGAUGGAAGUAGAGCGGCUCAUAGUUCAAGACUAUGCCCUGGAACACCAGAAAGCAAUCUCCUCCAGUACCACGGAAGACACCUACUUCAGCCUUCGGAGUCGCCGCAAAAUAGCCAAAGUCCAGCUGCCAGAGUACAUCCUGGACUUUGGCUACAUUGUGCUUGGUGAUGUCCGAACCCACAUCAUCAAGAUCACCAACACCAGUCACUUUCCGGUGUCCUUCCACGCAGAGAAGCAUGUCCUUCACGACACAGGCUUCAGCACUGAGCUAGACCGUGUAAAGAAUCUGCCCUACUGUGAGACAGAAACGUUUGAAGUGAGAUGUGACCCACAAGGGGCUAAUCUUUCUAUGGGGAAUAAAGAAGUCAUUCUUCCCAUCAAGGUGUAUGGAGGGCCAACUAUUCACCUCUGCCUCCAAGCCACUGUGACCAUUCCAAGUAUGACCCUGUCUUGCCACAAAGUAGAAUUUUCUACAAUUCAGUGUGGACAGUGUAUGGUGGAAACCAUCCAGCUCUCCAACACUCUCCAAGUUCCUUGUGAAUGGUUUGUCCACACCCCACAGCCUACUAACAAGAUGGAUAAGCACAUGCCAAAGUAUUUAAGACGGAAACUACGGGCGGAGAUGAUUCCAAAGUCUCGUAUCUUUGAGAUCCAACCCACUUCUGGAGUCUUGGAUCCUGGCGAGAGGGCCAAUGUGCAAGUGAAAUUCAUGCCCAAAGAAGAGAAGUUGUACAGCCAAUCGCUGCUGUUCCAUAUUGGCCAGAGCACUCAGAGACUCGUGCUUCUGGCACAAGGCCAAGGUCUGGAGCCACGCCUGGAAUUCAGCCCUUCCGUUCUGGAGCUGGGGCCCCUCCUACCUUAUGCAUCAGGGGAUGAGGCUGAGGUGAUUGUGAGGAACCCCUGCAACUUCCCCAUUGAGUUUUACUCCCUAGAAUUUGACCAGCAGUAUCUCUUAGAAGAGAAGAUCUUGCGGCAGCUGAAGGGCUAUGAUUCCUACAACACCCUGCUGCUGCCUCCCCGGAACCCAGGGGAGAAGCUUCCCCAGGAGAUCUACGAUUACUUCAGGGAAGUGAAGAAAUCAAAAGAAGAGCAGAUGAAGGCGAAAUAUCUGGAGAAUCUGCCACAGGACAACGACGAGGAAGAGAUGCCAUCAGACCAGGGAACCUCCGCCAGCACAAAGAGGACGUCACUUAGCCGAGGGAUCUCUGCCACAUCCAACAUGGAAGAACGGCAUAUUGUGGCUGAAUCCAAAAGCUUCCCAGAUGAGGACGAGGAUGAAGAAAGCCUGGAAAAACUGACCUUCCAAACUGACAAGAUCCAGAGCACAGACAGCCACUCUGCGGAGGAGGUUGGCGAGGUGGAGAGCAACCCAGUAAGCAAGGCAAUUGCACGCCACCUAGGCAUCGACAUUUCUGCAGAAGGCCGCCUGGCCAAGAACCGGAAGGGCAUCGCCAUUAUCAUCCAUGGGACACCCUUGUCAGGAAAGACAGCCAACGCCAUCAGCAUGGCCAGGUACUACAAUGCAGCCUGCUUGAACAUCGACUCCAUUGUCCUGGAAGCCAUGUCGGACAGUAACAACAUCUCAGGGAUUCGGGCCCGGGAGCUGUGCAUCAGAGCUGCCAUAGAGCAGUCUAUGAGGGAAGCAGAGGAGUCAGCUCAGGAGUCUUCAAUGCUCCAAAAUAUUUCAGCACCAGUACGACUAAGCACUGAGAACCUGGGCAAGUUUACCUCGGAACACACUCUCGGGUCCCAGGAAUUUAAACCUCCAAAGAGUGUUCGAGGGAGCAUGAUGGUUCCCAAAGGCAAAGCAGAUAGCCACUGGUCUGGGUCUCAGAAGCAGCAUCAUCCGCACCAAGCCGAAACACCACAGAUUCCCUCUAGCCCUCUCCUCAUGGGGCCCACUCAGCGGCGGCUCAGUGUCAGCGCCAGUAUCGGAGGUGAGACCGGGCUGAUGAGCUGUGUGCUCCCAGAGGAUCUCCUCGUUCAGAUCCUGGCUGAACGGAUACAGCUGAGUGACUGCUUCAGAGGCGUGGUGUUCGACAGCCUGGAGACGCUCUUUGCUCGGAGUGCAUCCUCCGCCCUCCUCUGCCUGCUAAAGGCCAUUGGCAGCCGGGAGCACAUAUAUGUCCUCAACAUGGCUCAGGACUAUGCGGCCAUGAAAGCCCAGGAGAAGGCCAAAAAGGAGCUAGAAGAGCGCAAACACAAGGAGGCUGCUGCGAAGGAGAAGGAACGUCUCCGAACGUUAGAUGAGGAAGAAUAUGAUGCCCUGACACCGGAAGAGAAAAUCAUGUUCGACCGUGAGGUUCGGCAGGCACUCCGGGAGAGAAAGAAGAAGGAGCUGGAAAGGCUGGCCAAGGAGAUGCACGAGAAGAAGCUGCAGCAGGAGCUGGAGCGACAGAAGGAAGAGGAUGAGCUGAAGCGAAGGAUCAAAAAGCCUAAACAGGGCCCCGCGAAGGAGGAGCCACCCCUAAAGAAGUCACAAGCUGCCACAAACAAGCCGGUUCUUGCUGCUGCCAAGUUUGAAAUGAAGAUGGAAUCGAUAGAGAGGAAAAUUUCUGUCAGAGAUCAACCAACAAUUGAAGAGUCCUCCAGGAGAAAGAAACACACUGACUAUGGCUUUGGAUUUCCUAUUACCCAGGAACAAGAGGACAGUGAGAAAGACUUCCUGAAGGAUACCGACAAGAUGCUGGCACAAAGGUUUAAAGUCUACGACCUGUGUCUGAAGGAUAUCCAAAACAUCCUCACAUACUGGGACCGCAAGCAAGGGCUCCAGAUGCCUCACGCAGGCAUGGAAGAGGUGCCCCAUGAGCCUGAUGACCAGCGCCAGGCUCCAUCAGGUGGUGGUGGGCGCCGGGGCCGCAAAGACCGGGAAAGGGAGCGCUUGGAAAAGGAAAGGGCGGAGAAGGAACGCCUGGAGAGGGAGAAGGCAGAGAGGGAGCGCCUGGAGAAGCUGCGAGCGUUGGAGGAACGAAGUGACGAAGUGGAAGGGGAAGUGGAAGAGGAACAUGAGGGGAAGAAGGACCUGGGGGUGCCCUUUAUCAGCAUCCACACUCCCGACUUUGAAGGCACAAGCUGGAAGCAAGCCCUGGAGAGCGACAAGCUUCCCAAAGGAGAUCAGAUCCUAGACAUCCUAGGCCUGGGGUCCUCUGGACCACCCAUCCCACCUCCUGCCUUGUUCUCCAUCCUCUCUUACCCACCGAAGAGGCAGUCUUUGGUGGCCACUGAGGUCCUGAAGCACUUUGUGUUUGUGAUCCCACCAAUUGAUGACCCCACCCUGCUGGACGAGAAAAAAGAAUUGGAAGGGGACUCUGACCUCUUCCUCAAUGCCAUGGUAGCCAAGGCCCAAGAGGAACAGACCUCUUUGUCUAAGGGGAGCAAGCAGAAACUGAAAGAAAAACCAGAACAACCUCAGAAGGAAACUCAGAAGGAAAAACGUCGACCAAACUACAACAGGAAAGGCCUCUCUGCGGGAACAUCGGGGACCAUUGCCCCGAUGUCUGACAUAGACCAGAACAGCUUCGAUGGGGAACACUCUCAGGAGAAGUUCACCAGGCUGAAUCACUUCCGGUGGAUUGUGCCUCCCAAUGGAGAGGUGGCCUUGAGGGUGCACUUCUCCUCCAUUGAGCUUGGCAACUAUGACCAAACAUUUAAUUUCGAGAUCCUUGGGACCCGCCGCCAGUACCAGCUCUAUUGCCGUGGGGUCUGCACCUACCCGUACAUCUGCAAAGACCCAAAGGUUGUGUUCCCUCAGAGGAAGAAAGACAUGAAGUUAAAUGAAGUCAUCUUUAAGAAGUACAUAAUGAGUCUGGAGAAAUUUUACUUUGGGCCACUGCUUUGUGGAAAGUCAAGAGACAAGUAUAAGUCAUCCUUGUUCCCUGGCAACAUGGAGACCCUGACAAUCCUCAAUGAUUCUCCAAUGGUGGUGGAGGCAUACUUCUGUUUCCAGAAUGAUGUGAAAGCAAGCACCUACUUUCUAGAGCCUGUCAACAUGAUUCUGAAACCCAACGAAAAGCAGACACUAAAUGUAUGGGCCUACCCUACUGCAGUCGGUGUCUUUGAAGACAGCAUUGUCUGCUGCAUCAAGGAGAACCCAGAGCCAGCUAUCUUUAAGUUACACUGUCAAGGAAUCCGUCCAGAAAUUGAGGUGGAGCCCAGGCAAAUACAUUUUGACCGGCUCUUGCUUCACAGAAGAGAAUCCAAGACAGUGGUUCUCCGCAAUGUCACACCCCUAAUUGUGGCCUGGCGGAUCACCAGCAUGGAGCACCUAGGUGAUGACUUCACUGUGUCCGUGAUGCAGGCCAGCAUCCCACCCAAGGGAGAGUUUGGGGUGCAGGUGCACUUCCAGCCCACCAAACCAGUCAACAUCAAGAAGGCCAUUCGGAUUGAGGUUUUGGAUGCAGACAAUCUUGUUGGUGUUGUUCAGAUCGAAAACAUCUUGGUCUUUGCAGAAUCCUACGAUAUUGCUUUGGACAUCACCUUCCCCAAAGGAGCUGAAGGAGGUCUGGAUUUUGGGACUAUGAGGGUCAUGGAGGAGGCCAAGCAGCCCCUUCAACUGAAGAACCGUGGGAAAUAUGAGAUCGUUUUCAGCUUCUCUGUGGACUCCUUAGGGAUUUUGCCAACAAAUUUAAACUCCAUGAUCUCAGUCCAACCCAAAAGGGGUUCACUGACCUCAGCAGAUAAGCCCACGACCAUCCAGGUGUACUUCCGUGCCAAAAAGGAAGUGAAGAUUGAAGGCCAGCCUGUUCUGCGCUGCCAGAUUAUUGAGCCCAAUCUCCCAGAAAGUGAAAUCAUUGCCAGCAUCCCAAUUAAGUUUUCUGUGAAUGCAGUAUACUCCAAAUUCAUCAUCAGCCCCUCCUCUGUCAUCAACUUUGGGGCUUUGAUCUGCGGUACCAGGAAAACUACCACCUUCACCAUAGAAAACCAAGGCAUAAUCGACUUCAGAUAUGCCCUCUACAGGCUGACAGGGGAGAGUCCGAUUCAUCAAAAGAAGGCAACCAGCCACGUAAGGCACGCAAGAACCCGAGAGAGUGAGAGCUUCUUCAAGCCUGGAGCUACUAAAGCAACCAAGUUCUCAGACAUAGUCCAGAAAGACAUGAACAUAGCAAACCAGGCCCGCUUCUCCCAUGGCAUGUUCACUGUAUACCCAGGAUUUGGCUCUAUCCCUUCCGGAGGACAGCAGGUCAUCACUGUGGAGUGUGUGGCUGACCCUGUGGGGAGGUGUGAAGAGUUUCUGGCCAUCGAUAUCUCUGACCGAGACACUAGAGAAAAUCCUGCUGGCAUUCCUUACACUCUCCUUGCUGAAGCAUGUCUGCCAGCAUUUGUGACUGACAACAACGUCUCAAUAUUUGAGGAACACCAGAUCUGUACCAGCCCCAACCUGUACCACAUCCUACAGACCAUACAGGGUGGAGGGCUGUUUGUGGAGGAUGAAAAUAAGUUCAUCUUCUGCAAUGUGCUGGUGGGUCAUCAGGCCAAGGCUCGGUUCAAGAUCAGCAAUGUGGGAAAGAUUGCCUGUGAUAUCAACAUUGUAGUCAAGCCUAUCUCCAACAAGGCAGCCGCCCGCAUCGCUGACAUCUUUGACGUGGAACCCAACAAGAUGUGCAUUGGGAGUCGCUCCCAUGCCUUUGCCACCGUGCUGUUCACGCCGCAGGCCAUGCAGACCUACCAGUGCAUCUUCGAGGCUACUUUGGAUGGCUUGCCCAGCAACCUGGCCCGGAGCCGAGGUCUUGUGUUUGACAUCGUUGGUGAGGGGACCCUCCCUCGAGUGACUGUCGUUCGACCAACUCUAUAUAACCAACACGGAAACCCCCUGCUCCUGUUCAAGAGGCUUCUGCUGGGUCACUCAGAGAAACUGCCUCUCAUCCUUAAGAACAACGGCACCAUCCCUGCCCAGUUGCAUGUGGACCUGCGGGACCAACUGGGAGUCUUCUCUCUGAAAGGGAGACCCACCACCUCCUACAUCUACAUCAUGGAGGAAAACAAACCAAAUGAAAAAGUCAAAAAGGCCCACACAGCCUCCCUGGUUGUUUCUCCUGGAGACACAGCUGAAUUCGAUGUCUUUUUCCACUCCAAGAAGCUUGGGAGGAUGACAGGCACCAUCCACCUGUCCGUGAUCAACAACCAGUAUGAGGAGACCAUGAUCCACCUGGUGGGGGAGAGCUACGAGGAUGACAUCACCUUGGACAACAUCCAUGGGCUGAUAGGUUCCACCAGCCAGGAGGGCUCAACUAUGUCUGAGGUCAUAGAGAUUGCCGAGGAAACAUCCAUGGAGGACCUGGUGGCAGCUGCCCUGUUGGACCACAUCCAGUUUGGGUACUGCCACAUUGGAAACAACUACACCGUGAGCUUCACCAUCACCAACCACAGCCAAGUGAAUGUGGUUCGGUUCGAGUGGCCCCUUUUAGCUACGCUGUCUUUCUCCCCACAGGUAGGCCAUCUCCACCCCGGCUGUUCCAAGGACGUGGUGGUGACUCUGAAGUCAGAUGUGCCCAUCAGCCUGAAGAAGAUGGAUGUCAAGUGCACGCUGUCCAAGAUCGUGUUCCAACUCCCUGCAGACCAGGUCCCUGACUGGGAUGACCGAAUGCGCACAGUCAAAUGGGUGGAUGCUCCCCGGAAUACACCUGGGAACUUGACUACAAAACGAAAAGUGAUAGAGACAGACCCUGAGCCAGCCCACUCAAUACUAGAAGAAAAUUACCGAGAGCUGCGGAUCCGGAUCAGUGCCAACGUGGAUUUUGCUUCAUAUCAGUGCAACACAAGUGAUGUGUUCUUUAAGGAAACACUGGUUUACCAGACUCGAGUGUUUGAGUUUGACCUCGUUAACACAGGACAUGUGCUGUUAGAAUUCAACUGGAUCUCGGAAGAUACCUCCAGGGCAGUCAGUUUUGCCAUGCCAGAAAAUCAAGGUUCCAGCCAGAAAGAUCAGCUUAGUCAGGGCACAGGCAGCACCCUGGACAGCGCCUUGGACCACUGGACGGACCAAUGUCCCUCGCCCUUCUCAGUGGAACCCUCCUCAGGCUUUGUGCCCGUAGGGAAGACUCAGAAGCUCAAAGUGAAGUUCUCCCCGAUGGACAUUGGGGAGUUUGAGAGCACCCUGUACUGCCAAAUUCCUAACCUGCCAUCAGGAGAGCAAGGCCCUAUGCUGGUAACAAAAGGGCGAAGCAUCCUGCCAUUCUGCCAUUUUGACCUGAAGGACUCAGACUACAUCAGCGGUCAUCGGCGCAACCCAGAGCUCCGAGGACCAAGUGUUGGGGCUCUAGACCCAAACACCCGGGUGAUCGAGUUCACCAGUGUGGGUAUAGGAGGAAAGAAUCUCCGGACCUUUACCAUCCUGAACCCGACCAACAGCACCUACUCUUUCUGCUGGACCUCUGAAGAAACGGAAAGUCUCCAGCACCCGCCAGCCUUUGUGUGCCUUACAGAAAAGGGUGUCAUCCACCCUGAAAAGAAAGCCGAGGUUAUGUUCCAGUUCCUGCCUGCUCACCUGGACAUCACAGAGGCACUCUGGACGUUCUCUAUCCCAGAGCAUAAUAUCUCGGUCCCCUUCCUGCUGGUGGGCAAAACCACAGACCCCCUCAUAUCUCUUGACAAGUCACAUCUCAACUUCAGCUCUCUCCUCAUUGGCAGAGAAGUCCGAGAGACUGUGAAGAUCAUCAACAAGGAGGAGCAUGGGUUCAAUUUUGCCUUCCAGGAUAACUCUCGUUUUUCUGAAGGAUUCAACAACAGCCUGGUUGUGUGUCCCAUGGAAGGCUGGAUCCCACCACUGUCCAGUUUCCCAAUUGAUAUUUUCUUCACACCAAAGCAAGAAGGAGAUGUGAACUUUAAUUUGAUCUGUAAUGUAAAAAGGAAAGCCCACCCUCUGACACUAAAUGUCAAGGCCGAGGGCUACACAAUGAACGCAGAAGUCAAGUGCAGAGACAGGACAGGCUCCACCACCCUCUUGAUGUCCAACCAGAUCAACACCAUCAACUUCUAUGAGGUAGAGUUAAAUGAAUGUGUGCAGUGUGAAUUCAACUUCAUCAACACUGGCAAGUUCAACUUCAGCUACCAGGCAGAGCUCUCUGGGCCAAAAGCCCUGUUGCAGUACUUGGACUUCACGCCCACCGACAAUAGCGUAGAUGUGGGGCAGUCAGAACCUGCCAACCUGUCUUUCCAACCAUAUCAAAAGUGUGUCUUGAAGGGCCUGGAGCUCAGAAUCAAGAUCAGCCACGGCCCAACAUUCAUAUGCAACAUCUUAGGCUGUGCUGUGAGCCCAGCUGUCCAUUUCUCCUUCACCAGCCACAACUUUGGGACUUGCUUCAUCUACCAAGCUGGGAUGCCGCCAUACAAACAAACCCUCGUUGUCACCAACAAAGAAGAAACCUCUAUGAGCCUAGAUUGUUUAUACACCAACACCACACAUGUUGAGGUGAACUUCAACGUGGACGUGAUAAAGCCAGGGAAGACACUGGAGAUCCCAAUUACCUUUUACCCUCGGGAAGCGAUCAGCUACCGAGAGCUCAUCCCCUUUGAAAUCAAUGGGCUCUCUCAGCAGACAGUGGAGAUCAGAGGGAAAGGUACAGAAAUGAAGAUCUUGGUUCUAGAUCCAGCCAACAGGAUCGUGAAGUUAGGAGCUGUCCUGCCAGGACAGGUUGUAAAGAAAACUGUUUCCAUCAUGAACAACAGCCUUGCGCAGCUCACCUUUAACCAGUCUGUCAUGUUCUCCAUUCCAGAACUCCAGGAAGCCAAGGUCAUCACCUUGGAACCCUUCCACAAUAUCACCCUGAAGCCCAAGGAAAUCUGCAAGCUAGAGAUUACCUUUGCCCCCAAGAAGCGCAUCCCUCUUUUCUCUGAGGAGGUGUUCAUGGAAUGGAUGGGACUACUGCGUCCCCUCUUUCUCCUUAGCGGCUGCUGUCAGGCCCUAGAGAUUUCCCUGGACCAGGACCAUCUUCCCUUUGGUCCUGUUGUGUACCAGACACAAGCCACAAAGCGCAUCCUCAUGAUGAACACAGGCGAUGUGGGUGCAAGGUUUAAAUGGGAUGUCAAGAAAUUCAAGCCUCACUUCACCAUCAGCCCUGAAGAAGGCUACAUCACCUCAGGCAUGGAGGUUGCUUUAGAAGUAACCUACCAUCCCACGGAGAUAGGAAAGGAGAGUCUCUAUAAAAACAUUCUCUGCUUCAUCCAAGGAGGAAAUCCUCUGUGCCUCACCCUCUCCGGGAUCUGCGUGGGACCACCUGCCGUAAAAGAGGUGGUGAACUUCAACUGCCAAGUGCGCUCCAGGCACACACAGACCAUCCUGCUCUCCAACCGUACCAACCAGACCUGGAAUCUGCACCCCAUCUUUGAGGGCGAGCACUGGGAAGGGCCCGAGUUCAUCACCCUGGAGGCCCAUCAGCAAAACAAGCCCUAUGAGAUCACCUACAAGCCUCGCACCAUGAAUCUGGAGAACCGCAAGCACCAGGGCACUCUCUUUUUCCCCCUCCCGGAUGGGACUGGCUGGCUGUAUGCCCUGCACGGAACUGCUGAACUCCCCAAAGCUGUUGCCAAUAUCUACCGCGAAGUUCCGUGUAAGACUCCCUAUACUGAGCUCUUGCCAAUCAGCAACUGGCUGAACAAGCCCCAGAGAUUCCGGGUCAUCGUGGAAAUGAUAAAACCAGAGAGGCCAGACCUAAGCGUCACUAUGAAGGGUCUUGAUUACAUUGAUGUACUAUCUGGCUCCAAGAAAGACUACAAGCUCAACUUCUUUUCCCACAAGGAGGGACUCUACACUGCAAAGGUGAUCUUCCGGAACGAGGUGACCAGUGAGUUCUUGUACUACACUGUGAGUUUCAGGGUCAUCCCUUCUGGCAUUAUAAAAACCAUCCAGAUGACAACCUCGGUCCGCCAGAAUGCAUCAGCCUCCAUCAAGUUGGAGAAUCCCCUGCCCUAUUCUGUGACCUUCUCUACAGAGUGCAAGUUGAAUGACAUCAGCCUACCUUCCCAGUUCGCUGUGCCUGCAAACUCUGAGGGAACAUUCUCGUUUGAAUUCCAGCCCCUAAAAGCUGGAGAAACCUUUGGAAGACUGAACCUGCACAACAGUGACUUGGGUUACUACCAGUAUGAGCUCGUUCUGAAGGCCUUGCCUGCACCUCCUGAGAAACCUGUCCACUUCCAGACCGUUCUUGGCAGCAACCAAAGCAUGUUGGCAAAGUUCACCAAUUAUACCCGGCAGAAGACAGAGUACUACUGCAGGACGGACUGUCCUGACUUCCACACGGAAAGAAUCAUUAACGCAGCCCCAGGAGCCCAGGGUGGCACCGAGGUCAGCGUGGAAGUCUUCUUUGAGCCCAACCACCUGGGUGAGACCAAAGGCAUCCUAAGCCUGUCAUCACUCAUAGGUGGUGAAUACAUCAUCCCACUCUUUGGAAUUGCUCUGCCCCCCAAGCCCCAAGGCCCCUUCCUAAUCAGAGCCGGAUACAACAUCAUCAUCCCCUUCAAAAACGUCUUCCUGCAUACAGUGAACUUCUCCUUCAUUGUGGAGAACCCAGCCUUCACCAUCCGGGCUGUAGAAUCUGUACGGCCCAAGAAGAUCAACAACAUCACAGUCUUCUUUGAGGGGAACCCAUCAGGCAGUAAAACCCCUAUCACCUCCAAGCUGAUUGUCACCUGCCCUCAGUGUGAAGGCGCCGAAUCUGGAAUCAAAUGGGUUUAUUAUCUGAAGGGGAUCACCCCAUAAGUCACAGCUUCAUCAACCAAUGCCAUCUUCUCUGCCCACAAACCAUGUGCUGUGCACCAUCCUAACAAAGAAUAGAGAAGAAACGGGAAUUUUCCAAGGACUUUCUUAUGUGUGUUCAAUUAUAGAGGAAGCUAUUUCUAUAUUAUGUUUUACAAAUACAGAUAUGAAAUUUAUGUUCCACAUUAAAAUUUUUAAUGACACACAACAGAUCUACAUUCAGGCUAAA